UGCCUAAAUAAUUAUCUUUAAUGUUAUUGAAAUUAGUUUGGGGUUUUUGCUUCAAGUUGGUUGGUGUUGACCGGUCAUCUUUCAAGCACAUAACCUGAAAAUAACCCGAUAACUAAAUUAAAAAAAAUCAAUUAUUACGAAACAUGUUCAGGUUCGCCAUCAAGGUUGGGUUAGCUGCAAGCGCAGUUUAUUAUUUAAAUAACGAAGGGAUUUGGAAAGAGAGCAAGGAAUCACUGAAAGCGUACGAUAAACUAAACACCACACUUGAGCCCUAUGUGCAAGAGGCGCGAAAACAGGUCCCCUUUGAGUUGCCUCAGUUUCCCAGUGGGGGCAGCAAGGUUUAUAAUGUCCAGGUUUGCUGGAACAAAGGGGUGACGGCAACGUUUCAAUUUUUGAGUGAAUUACCGCAUAAAGUGAACAAGUGGGCGGAUGAAGGAAUUUCGGCUAUUUUGCAAAAUCCGGACAUGCAAAAAGUGUUUGAAGCUUCCGGGGAUACAAAGGAUGGGAAAAAGUAGAAGUGGUUGUUAAUAUGUUGUAAAUAAAAUGUGUGGCUGUAUCAAUAAAAAUUGAUUCAUGA
Molecule: messenger RNA, 577 nt
Organism: Tribolium castaneum (red flour beetle)
Lineage: Eukaryota; Metazoa; Arthropoda; Insecta; Coleoptera; Tenebrionidae
Gene: QIL1
Product: QIL1
Exons: 3
Coding region: 144-515 (123 amino acids)
Biological process (GO): cristae formation
Cellular component (GO): MICOS complex; mitochondrial crista junction
Source: RefSeq, a predicted model, not a curated record